GUCCAUCAUGGUCACCUGCGCCAACUGUGGGACGUCAGACACGCCGCUGUGGCGCAAAGGACCCACCGACAAAAAGCUGUGCAACGCAUGUGGUCUGCAUUGGAAGUCGCAUGGGAGGCACCGCGAUCCGAAUGCCAAGACUCCGCGGCGGUCGUCGGGCAAGCCGCGCCAGCCCAAGAAGAAGAAGAAGAAGGGCUCGGCAAGGGCAAAGGCUAAGCGCGAGGCCCGGGCGCUAGGCGUGGGGGGCGAUGGACUGAUGUCGACUCGGCUGCGGACGCGCAAGGCCACAUCGGCUGCCGUCUCGGCCGCCGCACAGGGCACCAUCCGCUUUGUCAAUCCGCCCGGCGACGCUCUCUCCAACAUGCUCGCCGAGUGCAAGCGGGCGACGAGUCGCGGCGGAGCGUACUCGCUGCUGGAGCUGCGGCUGCCGGCCGAGGCGCAGGACGCGCUGCGCCGCAGGAUGGCUGCUGAGAGCGAGGACGAGGGCAAGCACCCGGCCGCCGUCGCCCACGCCCUCGGCCUCUCCAUCGGCACCACCUCGGCGUCGACCGUCACCCCGCCGUUGCUGGUCGACUCGUCGUCAUGCCUCAACUUUCGCUCGCGCAAACCGCAUCGUCCGCGGCGUGCGCCGUCGGUUGCGCCCGAGGUGAGCCAGGCCUUGGCCAAUCCGCCGGCGGUCGUCGUCUCGAACGACGGCCUCGCCCUGGCACCGGGCGACGUCAUCGCCUUUCACGCCUCGCUCCGCGGUGAGAGCAACGACAUCCCGACGACGCCGGCCGCGCCGGCCGAGUACUUUGCCGUCAUCCGCCGCGUUGACGCUGAGCUCGCCCCAGACACGCCACUUGUCUACGUCUCGUGGCUGCUCCCGGCGUCGCCGGCGCUCAACCUCGGCGCCGUCGCCGUCCUGCAGCCGUCCCACUUUAAGGUCGGUCCGCUCGAGCCGCAGCCGCAGCCUGUCGAGGCCAUCCGGCGCAAGCUCGGCUUUAAGCUCGCCGUCUCGGCUGGCACCGACCUGUACUGGCAGUCGGUGCUCGACUCGGGCGCGCUGCCGCUGCCGCCGCUGGCGGCGCAAGACGCGGCCCACAGCGUGCUUGUCGACCGCGCUUCGGCGUACUUUGCCGCCAAGGCCCGCGAGGCAAAUCGCCCGUCCGAGCUCUGGCCCUGGUUCCAGGACCACCCCAAGAACGUCAAGAAGCGCAAGCGUCGCGCCUUCUACGCCUCGCUCAUCAAGCGCUCCAAGUUCCUCGACUCGCACCCGCCGGUCGUCAUCUCGGGCGAGCAGGACGCCGAGCUCGCCGCCAACAUCACCUACACCGAGUACACCAAGCCCACGCCCGACGUCUCGUUCAAGGCCGCCCGUAAGGUGGUCGCCGAUACCGAUCGCGCCGCCGUCCGGCAGUUUUACCACUACGACGCCCACGCCCGUCCACUGCAGGAGGGCGUCCAGCUCGAGGUCCACGACGCCGCCGCCGCGCUCGCGCUCCGCCGCAUGGUGGCUCCACCGCCGCCGCCUGCUCCGGCCACUCCGGCUGCCGCGCCGCCGCCUGCUCAGUAG
Thecamonas trahens ATCC 50062 is the source of this 1555-nucleotide messenger RNA. RefSeq lists its product as uncharacterized. Gene Ontology annotation, biological process: negative regulation of transcription by RNA polymerase II; positive regulation of transcription by RNA polymerase II. NCBI's taxonomy places the organism in Eukaryota, Apusomonadida, Apusomonadidae. The record is from RefSeq and is a predicted model, not a curated record. Bases 8 to 1555 code for a protein of 515 amino acids. Gene Ontology annotation, molecular function: RNA polymerase II cis-regulatory region sequence-specific DNA binding; zinc ion binding; DNA-binding transcription factor activity, RNA polymerase II-specific. The transcript has 2 exons.